Dictyostelium purpureum is the source of this 555-nucleotide messenger RNA. RefSeq lists its product as uncharacterized. The transcript has 2 exons. Lineage: Eukaryota; Evosea; Eumycetozoa; Dictyosteliales; Dictyosteliaceae. Bases 1 to 555 code for a protein of 184 amino acids. The record is from RefSeq and is a predicted model, not a curated record.
AUGUUUAAAUUUAAGAAAAUUAUUUUUAGUUACCUAUCUAUUUUAAUUUUUAAAAUCCUUAUUACUACUUUUUCUUGGGGUUUAAAUGAAAAACAUAAUGAUCUAACUUAUAGUUCAUUAGUGUUUGUUGCUCUAGAUAUAUUAAUGAACACUAUAAAAAUGUUUCCGAAAAAAAAAAAAGAAAGUGGAAUAAUAGUGUUUGUUCAUUUAAUUUAUGAAUCUUCGCAUAUUUUAUACAAUAUUUAUAUGGUAUGUUUGGAAAAAAACUACUCAACGGAAAGGAUAAUGAGUGCUAUAACUCCGCUUCAAAGCAUUAUUCAUGAUUUAAUGAAAAUUAUUAUAAAGGAAAAAGAAAUUAAAAGUGAAAAUGAAAGAAUUUUAAUUAAAGAAAAUGAAAUACUAAAAAGUGAUCUUAGACAAUACCAAGAAUAUUUCCAGAAUAUUAAAAAUCAAAAAAUGUUAAUUGAUUUACCUGACCAAAACUCUUUGGAAAAGGUACAAUUUUAUGAAAAUCAAGAUGAUUUUAAUAACAGAUUCAUAAAAAAAAACUAUUAA